AUGGGGUCGUUACCUACCAGCCCUCGGGGGCACAAGCACCUGCUGGUCAUUGUUAACAAAUUCACCAAAUUCAUUGAGCUCUUCCCUCUUCGUGCAGCAACAACAGAGCAGAUAGCCAGCCGUGUGGAAGAGUUCAUCUGCAGACAUGGGGUACCUAUUGCUAUUUCUAGCGAUAACGGGAAGCCCUUUGUUAGUAAAUUAUGGAAGAACCUGCUUAGGCGAUGGAGCAUCUCGGAGGUGCCUUACAGGCCAGCCGGACAGAUGGUCGAGCGGCACAAUGGCACCAUGAGGCAGUGCCUUUGUGCAUACUGCAAUGAGCACAAAAACUGGGACCAACUCAUUUCAGAGAUUGCUUUUGCAAUGCGAACUGCCGUAAGUGCUGCUACUGGAUACACUCCAGCCCUCCUCUGCUAUGGCCAUGAACUCCGAACACUCUGGCAACCCACCGAAGACAAGCAAGAUGCUGAGCCUGCUGUAUCAUCAUCUCACGCAUUCGCAGCAGAACUUCAGUCCCAUUUGGCAGAGGUCAUGGAUGCUGCAUUGCAGCAUCAGCAACAUGCUUGGCAUGCCCAGAAGCAGCACUACGACCAGCGACGCCUAGCCACGACAUUCGCGGAAGGCGACCUUGUCCUGCAGGAAACCCACAUACUCAGUGACGCUGCAAGAGGCAUCUCAUCGAAGCUGGCACCAAGGCGAAAUGGUCCAUUUAAGAUCUACAGACGUGUCGGUGCAAAUACUUUCAAGCUCGUCCACCCGCAGACUGGGAAAGCUUGUGGCGAGGCCCAUGCCGACCAACUCGUCGGAUACCAUCCUCCAUGGUCAGCGGGGAGCUUCAAGCUUCAAGGGGGGGACGGGCUGUGA
Messenger RNA from Rhipicephalus sanguineus (brown dog tick), 861 nucleotides. RefSeq lists its product as uncharacterized. Bases 1 to 861 code for a protein of 286 amino acids. NCBI's taxonomy places the organism in Eukaryota, Metazoa, Arthropoda, Arachnida, Ixodida, Ixodidae. Gene Ontology annotation, biological process: DNA integration. Gene Ontology annotation, molecular function: nucleic acid binding. The transcript has a single exon. The record is from RefSeq and is a predicted model, not a curated record.